Molecule: messenger RNA, 6130 nt
Organism: Paramuricea clavata
Lineage: Eukaryota; Metazoa; Cnidaria; Anthozoa; Malacalcyonacea; Plexauridae
Source: the annotation of a GenBank genome assembly
CAUUUCGCAACCAAAUUUUGCAAUUUUACUAAUUUCAUUAUGUUCUUUUUAGCUGUGGUGUUUGAUCCCCUUCUAUUUACUUAGAUUAAAAUUUAAUCUAACAUGCAAGUUGUCCAUUGCGUAUUGCAAGGUGAAAGACACUUCUAACAUUUCUUAUAUAUCUUUAGGGUUCCUCGCCAACGAUUGCCGCCCUAGAUCCCAACGUGCGUAGUAUGGUUAUAGACGCUAUGUGGGCGUGUAUACAAGACUUGAGGAACGAUGUCAAUGUGAGGGAAUCUGCUCUCAUGCCAUUUGUCGUUAGAAAGGAAAAACGAAAAGCGAAAAAGACUGAAUCACCUUCGCCAAAAAUGGAAAGAAAAGUUAGUGUCAUGAUGAUUGAUUUAAAUCUAAUUUUGACUAGAGUGGAUCGAUAUCGCAAAUACCGAAUACCGAUAUCCCGCCAUCAGAAUACCGGUAAAUACCGAUAUUUUUAACGUGUUUUUUUUAAGCCAAACUGAACUGCUGACCGUCGAGAAAAAUCAAGUUUUGACAAAAUAUUAAUGUGGCACAUACUGUUAUUAGUGCAAAUGUCACAAGAUUCGCAUUAUCAAGCUAUGUUAACGGCGCUAAGCGGCGUUAGUGCCGAAUCUGGGAGCAUUAACUUUGCUUUCUAAACGUGAUUGUAAGCAAGUUUGAAUUGAAAUAGCAUUUCAAUUCGGUAUUAGGCAGCAAAAUACCGAAAUGUCGGUAUAUCGGUAUUUUUAAAUUGUCAAUAUCGCCAAACCGGUAUCUAAAUAAAUACCGGUAUACCGGAUAUAUCCGGUAUAUCGAUCCACUCUAAUUUUGACUUUGUUAAAUGUAGUGGCCAAUGACAUUGUCCUUACUGCUGAGUCGAGGUCGAGAGCAGGAUAUUACCGGUACUUAGGAUGGAUAGCUUUUUUCAGGGUUCGUGCAAAACUUGAAAGCCCUUGAACUUAUAAAGAGGCGCUUGAAAUUCCUUAUAUUCUGUAGAUACUUUCUGAAAUCGUUUCACAUAAAAAAAGAUGAUGUUGAAUCGAUGUUGUUCAUGUCCUAGCUGUUUGAUUGUCAUUUGAAGAGUUCGAUGGCCUUUAAGGCUGCUGCUCUCCAAUCACGCGUUUUUCAUACGCACGGAAAAGUUUAAAUCUUUUUAAAUGUUACUUGUGAAAUAACUGAUUUAAUUAAUGUACAUUUGUACAAGUAAUUCAUACUAGUGUUAAAUUUAAAAAAGAUUUAAACUUUUAUGAAAAACGCGUGACUGCAUGGUGAGCAGCCUUUAAGCUGGAGUAAUACCGAGCAACAAAAUUGCUGCAACUUGCAACAAAAUAUGAUUUCAACGCAUGUUAAGUAGAAAUGUCGACACAUGUUGCAUCGUCAUUUGUAAUUUAUGUGCGUUGAAAUCAGAUUUUGUUGCAAGCAUAGAUAUCUUAUAUACACUAGAUAGCGCAUCUCCUUUAGUAAAACUGAAGCCAAGAAUAUUCCAUCGGUUACACCCAUUUGAAUAGAUGGCGGCCAUGUUGGAGUUUCCCACUCGCUAAUAAACGCUUAAAAACAACAAUAACUUACAUCGUUUGAAUAGUUUAAGAAUGUAUUUGGAAUAGGUUUAAGUUAAUGUUUAAGUUCCCUGUUUAAGAAAUAGAAAACAUACCAAUCUUCUCAUUUCAUGGGAAUACCCUGAGCCUGCAAUCACGGCUUCAAUUUUUGAAUUGCGGACUAAUUAGAUGCACUAUCUAGUGUAUGGUUGCAAGUUGCAGCAGUUUUGUUGCCUGUAUUACUCCAGCUUUAGUCCUUGAAUUUCCUGAUAGGUAGUCUUAGGACUCCUGGAAAGGUGCUUGAAUUUUACUCUUACGGGCCUGAAGGAACCCUGUUUCCUACUUCUGUAAGUUGAGCUUUGGUUCGAGGGUGCUUUCCGGGUAGCCCGCGGUUUUCAUUACUCGCAAAAACUAACCCUUCACCUCAGCUGUGCUUCGGGAUCAGAAAUGGGUCGCAUGGCGACAGUCAGAGGCGUCCUAACAAGCCUUCGACUCGGUCACAUUUGAAGUGUGUCCUUAGCAAAUUAACUUCCAACUGCAAGUAAGGGCGAUAAUCACCCCACCCACACAUUCCAACUACUGGAGGUAAAAUUUAGGGAGACUGUUCAGUGAAUUGAAAUCUUGUUCUUCUGUGAAAAAAUGUUUAAAAUUAAGCCUUCUGAAAUGGCGUUUCCUGCAUUUUCGGAAUAUGUUGUUAUAAGUGAUCCUAUAAAUUGCCAUAUAGUAACUUCAUAAAAAGGUCAAAACAGACUAUUAUGUUGCUAAAAACAGUAUGUUUAUGAUUUUUUUACGAUAUUUCCCGAAUAUUCUGAAAAAUCGGGAGAAUUUGAUAAAAAUCGGGAGACCAGGAGAUUGUAUGAAUUUUCUGGAGACUCCCGGUAAAAUCGGGAGAGUUGGAAUGUCUGCCCACCCCUACCUACAUAUAUUUCUACUAUGUAGCUAAAAUAUAACCUUUCUUUCAGGAGGAGAAGAAAACUGAGAGCUCUAACUCGAGGUCGUCCGACGCUCCCCGUACCAGUAGCAACAAUACACCUUCAUCGUCGCGUAGGACAAGAAGUUCUUCACAACCUGAAGAUGUCCCCAUGGAUACGGACGAAAAUUGGAAGAAAGUUAUCCCGCCUGUAAGUUUUGAAGUAAUAUAUGAACAACGAGAGCGAGUAUUUCACCGGGAUAUCCAAACACGAGAAAACAAUGUAUUUCGAGUGUUUGGAUAUCCCGGUGAGACACGAGCUCGAGUUGUUUAUAUGGCUUCUCAAAUGAAUCGAGACGUAACAGAAUGUUUUCGUGUUCUGAUUUGAAUAGAAUUCUUAACCAAGCAUAACGUAAUUAGGAAUUCUAUUCAAGUAAUUUUGCAUGCGUAAUUAGAUAUUUGAUGAAAACACUAGUGACUUUCAUCAAGUUUCACCGGGUUAUCCAAAUGGCAUCUUGUGACCAAAUAGGUGAUUAUCAUUGGCUGAAUUGCUCAUGAAUUAUUAAUGAUUUGAGAAUUCAAAUCAAUUUUAUUUCACACGUUUACAAAAAGAUAUAGUUAGACAUUAAUUACAUCACAAAAAGAAUCAAAAUGGAAGGGGAACAAAAGGGAGUUAAUUAUGGUAUUAUAUCGUGUACAGUGGCCAAAGUAGCUGAGAAGCUUUCGAGUUGGCCACCGUUUACAAAAUUGUUGUUUUGUGACUGUGUACAUAAAUUGCAUUUGUGACUGUUUACAUAAUUGCAAUAAAACCAGACCAGCAAGAGAUGACUCGAGAUCAAUGAAGAACAAUUUAGAACCGCAUGAUGAUAGACUUAUCCAGUAUAAAAUAAAGUUAUCGAAUUCAAUUCAAUAAUAGUUGAAUAGCCUCUUCACGUGACAUAUUAUGGUUGACAUGAUUUGCCAAUAAGCUUAUGAAUUAUUAAUGUUUAUUCCAGAAGUACACUGCACUUACUAGACAUUCAAUUCUUCAUAGGAAUGGGUACCAGUAAUAUCUCAAGACAUAAUACGUCAACAAAGAAUGCCAAGACAGGCGCCAUUUAGUGAUGCAUAUCUUAAUGGUAUGCCUCCAAAACGGAGAAAGGUAAUGUUGUUUAUGGGAUGACCACUGAUCUCGUAGUAACACUUAUUUCGUACUGGAACGCUAGGGAGGGGGGAUUGGUAAUACGAUUAUUCGUUUAUAUGUAUCAAUGCACGUUACUCUACGCCUCUAUUAUAUAAGCCUGAUUUGCAUUACACAACUUUUGCCUAAAACUUGUCGCAUGCAACCUCAAUUUCUGCAUUAUGUACUUUUUCUGGUUAUAAUUUCAUCUCAAUCGCAUGUGAAAAAGUGAUUCCAGACUUCCAGUUUGACUCAACCAAAGCCCACACUUUUUCUCGUGGUUCUUUGGUUUCCUCCUGUAUAGUAACACUGGGCCAUCACGGAAUGAUAAGUACUGUAGAGAACAGUUUAGAACCGUUAGAGCUUGAGAGAACAGUUUGGAACUGAUAGAGUUAUAUACGGUGUUAAUAAAGAUGGUUUUUCAUGCAUUGUUUCUUUUUGCUUAGAUCCAGAAAAGUGAGCCAGCUCCGUACAACCAAUGUGUCUCAGCAACUCUGAAACGAUCCAUAACAAAAGCAGGAGUUACUCCCAAAACUGAUUUAGAGAGUAAGUUAUUGAACAAGAUCUACUGACCUUCAUACAAUACAAUGCUAUAAGUACUAUAUCGAAUAUGGCCUGUGAAACGUCUUGAUGAGAACAUUCGUAUUCUUCAACAAUUUAAAAUAAAUGAAUAAUAUAUUUGGUGAGAAAAUUAAACUUAAAGUUUAUGUAAAUCAGCAUGAUUUUGUAUCAGAUAUACAAAUUCCUUCACGCUCAUAAUUUCUUUUGUGUUUUUUAUGAGAAUUAUGAAUGAGACAGUAAUGAGUUUCAUAAUAAUAAUAAUAAGAAUGAAUGGUAUCGUUUUGUAAAAUUUUUUGCCAUGGGUGGCUAUUCAUUUUUUAAUUGAUAUUUAAGGUUGGGCAAAAUUUUUUAAACUUUUUGUUGGAUCAGUAAAAUUUUUACCAUGAAUAACAUUCCCCCCCCCCCUGCCAUAAAUAAUCACCGGUCCCUUAUACUGUAUGAGAAGUUCUUUCUAAUAAAGCACCUGUAUUCUUUGCAGAGUUGAACGAAGAGGCGAACAACUCUCAGUCUCUAGAACGAGUCUUCGAGGACGAAGUCAAGAGCGAAGUAAGAAAACGUCUCUCCACUGACACGGACUACAGCAGUGAAAAAUUCCCCUCGAUACAUAAGUACUUUGAAAAAGACGAAAAACGCUAGCGUCUUGUGAACAGUGCGACAUACACACUGAUCGCAACAGUAAACACUAGAUACCUGGAUUGUGCAAAAAGUGUCAGUUUGACAUAUUGACUAUAUUGUCACACCAGACUGAACCAGUGAGCUCUACAGUAGCAGGCCUGCAAAUUAGUGUCGGUCAUCGGGCAUUAUUAGCAGGGUUGUGUAUAUGUGGAGUAAUAUUACAUAUAUUACACAUAUACACAUAUGUAUAUGUGGAGUAAUAUUAUCAGACAGUCAAGUUUUUUUCUAACGGAUCAUAUCGCUAAUCAAGUUAUCAGUUUAUAAAAUCAUAAUAUUAUUCUUUAAAUUGAAGUGAAAACACAAAAUUUGGGCACUGUCAAUUUCUCACGUGAGUUGUUACUCCAGAUAUACAUAUAUAGAGCUUACUGGAUCGGAUUCAGAACUGACGAAUUCGUCUCGUAAAAUGCCGUACUAAGUAUUAGAUAAGUCUAAGAGAAAAAUAUGAACAUUUAGACUUUUGUAUUGUUAUAAUAAUUUCAUAGCUAGGAUACGAAAUGGUUUUCAGAACAUUUUGUACAUAGUGGAAAAUUAUUAAUUUUACAAUUUGUACAUGUAAAAUAUUUACUUAUAUGGCUUAAGCUCUGGGCAAACUAGGAAACAUUGUUGCGGAAACAUUGUUUCCUACCGAUAUUUCACCAUGUUUGCCAGAGUGGGGAAACACUAGGAAACAUUAGUGAGAAACAUAGGGAAACAUCAAAUGUUUCUGAAUUUCGUAGGAAACAUUUUUGCCUCCCGGGAAGCAAAUUUUGUUUCCGCAACAAUGUUUCCACGGGUGGACAAACAUGGAAACAUUUGAGGAAACAUCGCGAAUCACAAAUGUUUCCGCAACAAUGUUUCCUAGUUUGUCCAGGGCUUUACGGGCUGUUCCUAUGAGCGGGCCAGACCAGGAUCGUUUGAAUAAACUUACCGUUACUAGAAGCAAAAUAAGCUAAAUCAACUCUGAAAUGUUAUUUUCGAUGUUUAUCAAAGCCGUGGUAGCGGUCUAAUUUUAAACAUAAGACGAACUAUCUAGAAUAUCGUGAUCUAUACAUGGGAAUGGAUAAUUUUCUCUAUUGUAAAUUGGGCCAAUUACCGCCUUUAGUUGUGUUGUUGUACAUUGAUAAAAAGUGAUAUAAUGGCUUGCGCUGACCUGUAUUCACUACCGAUAUUACGAGUGCCUUCAAAGUCAGCCAAAAAAUAAUCUGAAUUGUUUGAUAGACUAUCUUAUAGCAAUUAAUGUAAUUAAAACAUUUAGUUUGGUGUUUUGUAAAACGUGGUGUUUUGUUAAUGUAAAUUAAAUUUUACAGUUGUCAUGUA